Messenger RNA from Aspergillus candidus, 659 nucleotides. RefSeq lists its product as uncharacterized. NCBI's taxonomy places the organism in Eukaryota, Fungi, Ascomycota, Eurotiomycetes, Eurotiales, Aspergillaceae. The record is from RefSeq and is a predicted model, not a curated record. The transcript has a single exon. The coding region runs from base 146 to 562 and encodes 138 amino acids.
UGUCCUCCGUUUGCCGAAGGUGUAUUUGCCAACAUCGACUAUGGACGUUGAGCGCCAGUCGGCAAUGAACCGUGGUUGAUGUAUUGAUGCUCGACAGUGUCCCUUUCGAGUUCACCAUUUCCGUUAAUACUUUGGCCUUAUAUGGAUGCUCCCGGCCAUUGCUUUGUGCACACCCUGGCGUGAGGUUCUCUUGAUUAUACAGCAUAUUGCAAAAACCAGUGUUGCAUGGUGGUUUGUUCGGUUUUGCCCAAGAUUCCCGGUUCUGAAUUUCCCGACGUUUGUGGAGUCCAAUCAAUCAUUUUCUGCAUGUGGAAAGGGAUGGUGGCUAUCUGAUGUUUUUUUUCUUCUUCUCAUCGCUUGUCUGUUACCCCGACUAUGUUCGCGGGGAGUUUUGUUGGCGUUGUCUAUUGUCUGUUAUUUUGUAUGUAUUCCAUCGUUCCGGUCGACCGGAUACUUUUCUUUUUUUGGACGUUUUGGGAUUGUUGUUUGGGUAUGGGAGGAACAUGUGUUCAUUGCAUUUACAGCGUAUCGAGGCGGAAGUCCACCGCACCGAGUAUAUUGAGGGGAAUUGGGAUGAACCUAGGAUCUCCAGAAAUACUUGUGAGGAAGCAGUUACUGGUUGGCCGUACAGCUCAAUGAAUACCUGGAUAUCUAUAAAA